Archocentrus centrarchus (flier cichlid) is the source of this 1997-nucleotide messenger RNA. It is a transcript of the gene pigu, whose product is annotated as phosphatidylinositol glycan anchor biosynthesis, class U. Gene Ontology annotation, cellular component: GPI-anchor transamidase complex; membrane. NCBI's taxonomy places the organism in Eukaryota, Metazoa, Chordata, Actinopteri, Cichliformes, Cichlidae. The record is from RefSeq and is a predicted model, not a curated record. Gene Ontology annotation, biological process: attachment of GPI anchor to protein. The coding region runs from base 15 to 1322 and encodes 435 amino acids. The transcript has 12 exons.
GCUUCCUUGUCAAGAUGGCGGCUCCCUUGACUCUGCUGCUGAUUGUGGCCGUGACGAUCCGCGCGGCUCUGUUCAGGUCCAGUUUGGCGGAACUGAUCGCGGAGCGGGUGGAGGUGGUGUCGCCGAUAACCGCCUGGAAGAGAGUGGUUGAAGGUUUGGCUCUGCUUGACUUGGGAGUUUCACCGUAUGCUGGAGAUGUUUUCCAUGAGACUCCUCUCAUCAUCUACCUCUUUCACUUUCUGGUGGACUACGCAGAGAUCACAUUUAUGCUCGCCGACGUGAUCACUGCUGUGGCUCUGUACGUGGCAGUGAAGGAACACAACAAACAAGUGUUCAGGAAGCAGAAGUUUGCGUUGGAGGCUGACCGUUACCCCCUGGACUGUCUGGAGCUCAUCAGAAGCCCCAAAGAAAUGUUCUACACCCCCCUGAAAGUGGCCAUGUUUUACCUGCUGAACCCGUUCACCAUCUUGUCCUGUGUCGCCAAGUCAACCUGUGGCCUGAACAACGCCGUCCUCGCCCUGUUCGUCCUCUCCACGAUAAAGGGAAAUGUCUUACUGAGUGCCGUGUUCCUUUGCUUGGCCACGUAUCAGUCCAUCUAUCCCGUCACCCUGUGCGCUGCUGCGAUGCUGUAUUUUAUGCAGCGUCAGUUCAUCCCUGUGAAUCUUCGGCGGGCCAGUUUCUGGUGGUUCGUCGUGCAGUACCUCUUCAUGUUCCUCGGCAGCCUGUUUGUCAUCAUCUGUCUCUCCUUUUUCCUGCUCGGCUCCUGGGACUACCUGCCCUCUGUCUACGGCUUCAUUCUCUCGGUUCCUGACCUCACCCCGAACAUCGGCCUCUUCUGGUAUUUCUUUGCAGAGAUGUUUGAACAUUUCCGCCUCUUCUUCCUCUGCGUCUUCCAGAUUAAUGUUUUCUUCUACACCAUCCCUCUGUCCAUCAAACUCAAGGAGCAUCCUGUGUUCCUGAUGUUCAUGCAGUUAGCUGUGAUCUCCAUCUUUAAGUCUUACCCCACUGUGGGAGACGUCGCCCUCUACCUGGCCUUCCUACCUGUGUGGAGUCACCUGCACAGAUUCCUGAGGAACAUCUUCCUGGUGUCCUGCGUCCUCCUGGCCUGUUCGGCUCUGUUCCCGGUUCUCUGGCACCUCUGGAUCUACGCUGGCAGCGCCAACUCCAACUUCUACUACGCCAUCACGCUGCUCUUCAACGUGGCGCAGAUCCUGUUGGUGUCGGAUUAUUUCUACGCGUUCUUGAGGAGGGAGCACCACCUCACCUAUGGGCUGUACCUGAAGAGGAAGGACGGCUCUGAGGCGACGCUGGUCCUCAAAUAAAACCCACCCAGGCUUCCUGUGAAGGGAGGAGGAAGCUGCUCGACGCCUCCUUCCGUCCUCAGAGGAACAAACCAAAACUGGAGGAUAAAAACUCUGAGAGCAGCUCCGGUCCUCCGAUCAGAAGCACACGUGCAGAACGUGUGCACGUUACAGCGUCAUAUGCAAACAACAGAACUGCAACAUACAAAUGACAGGCGCGUGUGGGGUGUCGACAUGUGGCUCCACCUGUAACCCACACCUGUUAGCUCCACCUGUUAGCUCCACCUGUUAGCCACUCUGGAAGAAGUUUGUUUUGAAGCUCUGUUGGUCUCACAGCUCCAGAUUUUAUUUUGAAACCCCAGCUCUCUCUCUGGGGUGAACUUUUCUUCUAAUUUUUCCUUUCGUGUUCGGAUCCUUCCUGAUAGUCCGCUCGCCCACGUUCACUUUUCUGCUGCUUCCCGUUCUCUUUGUGUUAGUGUUUUAUGAGCUUCUGUUUAACACUGUUGGCCUUUUAUGCAGGUUGUUAGUCAUCUGCAGUAAAACCGGUUAAACCUCAUCCUGUUGAAACACUGCCGGGAAACUGGAACAUUUGUCCGAAGCCGUGAUUCCCAAACAUCAGAUCACAACAGUGACUGAGUUUAGCCUGUGUGGACAGGAACAGGUCACGGUCUGCAGUACCACCCUGAGCCUGUGGGG